This is a messenger RNA of Fonsecaea erecta, 3699 nucleotides long. RefSeq lists its product as hypothetical. NCBI's taxonomy places the organism in Eukaryota, Fungi, Ascomycota, Eurotiomycetes, Chaetothyriales, Herpotrichiellaceae. Bases 1 to 3699 code for a protein of 1232 amino acids. The transcript has a single exon. The record is from RefSeq and is a predicted model, not a curated record.
AUGGAUAAUUUUCGACCCAGAGGUUAUUCGCGCCUUAUUCUCGGCAAUCUGAAACCUCCUUAUGGCUUUGCCCCUGAUAUCGAGUUAGAAAGCCCUCGAAAUGCUCCGAGACCAAUUCAGCACGAGUUUUCUCCAGAUUUCGCAUUGCUCGAAUCCACGAAUGAAUCAAAGCCUGAAGAAAGAGAGCAUCGGCUGAACACAAAAUGGGAUCCGCUCUUCUUGAGGCACUGGAUCCUGGUCACCUUCGCGCUCUUUUUCGCGGCUGUUAUUGCUGCCUUGCAAGUGGUGUACACCGUUUCGCAGAAUAAUCAUGGAGUUGCGACUAGCGACAAUAACGAGCAUUAUUUGUGGACUUACGGCCCAACAGCUUUGUUUGUGGUUGUCACUGUUCUUUGGCGUCAGGUUGACUAUGCUGCAAAAUCAAUCCAACCCUGGGCGGAAAUGGCAAAAGGCCAUCAAAGAGCAGAGAACAGCCUUCUCCUGGAUUAUGUCACGCCGCUCCAGCUCUCAUCACUCUGGACAUCUUUGCGACGAGGCCACUUCGCUGUCUCGUCUAGCAUUGUUGUCUUCGUUCUAAUCAAGGUUAUAACUGUCUUGAGCACCGGUAUCUUCAGCCUCCAGUCCGUCCAAAAGAACGGAGUGCCGACCUCAAUGGCCCUGAACAACACCUUUGAUGGCACACAAUUUCAUCAUGCGGAAUCAGUCGACUCGAGGGCUGCGUAUAUCGCCUACGGUCACAAGGCCUAUAAUAUCAGCCUGCCUGUCGGUACGACUGACCAGCACGCCGUGCAAACCUUUGCCCCCAGUGAUGGACUCGUGAACGGCAGUCUCACGUAUUCUGCCACGGUUGAUGUUUUCAGUGCCAAUCUCAGCUGCGAAUCCGGGAUCUUGAAGCACAACACGUCUUUUGACACACAUAGUAAUGCGCCGAUAUCUUCAUACUACAACUCAUCGGUGUCACUUCCGGACUGCCAGGUAUUCAAUGCAUACCUUGAUGCCCCAGAUUGGUUCUAUGAGCAAAACGACACCACUCAUCGUUUUGGUUAUCGAGCUUCACUGCAGAAUGUGACUUGCUCAAACCUCCCACCCGAAGAUCCUACAAGGCUCCGAUUCAUGAUUGCCACUGCAUAUUCGGAGGGAUUUGGCCUGAAUAACAACACUUUGUUGAAGUCGUCAAACAUCGUCUGCAUUCCAUCCUACUCAAUUCACUCGGCGCUGGUUACACUCGAUACCGAGGGAAACGUCCAAUCCGUCAACCUGACUGGAAAACCGCGUGGCCUCAUCGGACUCAGUGCCGUUGACGUCGCUAAUGGAGUUCUGGCAACGACGCAACAAGCCACUACAAUUUCAACCUCGACCUCGACAUCACCCAAUGUGGUCUUAGAUGUCUUCACAACUAUGAUGCAACAAGAUACAGCCAACUUCAAGGCCGAAGAUCUCCUUGAUACGGCGUAUCUUAAUACUACCGCGAACAGAAUAUACCAAAAAAUCACAGCACAACUUGCAAAUCUUUAUUUACUUCCUGAUACAUCUGAAAAUGCAGGGCCGGCCAUAAAAGGAACCAUCUCUAAGGAUGAGAACCGUCUCGUUGCUAGACAAAUUCCGAUCAGGGUGAUGCAGGGAGUCGCCGGGUUGAUGGUCUUGCUCAUCACUAUCAUCUUAUUUGUUCGCCCCAGAGGCGUGGUACCAAGGAGUGUUGACUCCAUUGCUGCGGUUGCCGCAAUUCUUGCUCGCAGCCCAGCAUUGGAGGCCCGUCUUAGAGGUUCUGGCCACCGAAGCUUGAGUGAGCUUCGUGAGAUUCUGGCUCCGCACAAGUUCAUGACCGUUACUGGUUAUGAAGAUGGAGCACGAACCUUCUCGAUUCAAAUGUUCACCAGCGCCGAAUCAGGAAUACACGGAUCAGCUGUCCGCGGCGACCCGGUUCCUCGCAACAUCGAAUGGACUCGACCUUUCAUUCUACGCAGAAUUGGCAUGUCCUGUACUAUCCUAGCGUCCAUCGCCGCUAUUAUUACUUUAGAGGUCCUUCUGUCACAGUCGCAAGCACAUCACGGACUGGGGAGCGUCAAUGACAACAGCGCAACCAGAUACUCAUGGUUGUAUGUGCCGGUUUUGGUCUUCCUCCUGCUGGCGACUCUGUUCAACCUCAUGGAUUUUGAGAUAGAGUUCACCGAGUCCUUUCACGCCCUGGCUAAGGCCGACUGCGACGCCAGUUCUUCAAUGCUUUGGUAUCCACUGAGGCACAUAUCGCUCCAUGCCGCUUAUAACGGUCUCCGGCACAGCCGGUUUGCCUUGACUGCAGCAUCUUUCUCGGCUGUCCUCGCUCCCCUGCUCACCAUCAUCGUGUCGGGCCUAUUCACCAGUAAGGCGACCACUCAGGGCAUUUCUGUCCAGGUGAAUGCUAUGGAUUGGUUUAAUACGACCACGUUGAUAAACACUGCCACAAAUAUCCCACUUCUCGUUAUUGAGGGCAACAUGUCAUAUCCUCAGUGGACCUACUCCGAAGUCGCGCUCCCCAAACUUAGUCUGGUGGACGACGACCCAAAUCAGCUUGUCGGUCGAGGAGGAACCAUAUCCGUUGAUACACCGGCGAUUCGAGGAGCAGUGAUAUGCAAUGUCGUUCCUCAGGACCGAAUCAUGAACACCACUAUUAGUGGUGGUAACCUUGUCUCCAACAUUAGUACGCCCGAUGGCUGUGGGAACUCUGGCUCUAUCAACGCAGGAAAUACAUGGCUCUACUCAGGAAUGCAGGUCCCAGUAAAUACGUCCGGGUACUUCGGUUCAACGUUAGUGUUGGGAUUUCUUGACACUUGCCCGACGCUCGCAUUGUACUACGGCCAUGUUACUAACAACAAAAUCGACCACUUUACUCCGGUCUUGUGCACGCAAUAUCUCGAACGAGUACAGGCCAAUGUGAGCUUCGAUCUGCCCGACUUUUCAAUUUCGACUGAGCCGAUGGUGCACCCUGGCUCGGCGAUCAAGUUCUCCAACUACUACACUGGAUUUCCCGCGCUCCAGGUGUUGAAUAUUACAUCAACAGCUGAUGAGCUUGACGAUACGUUUAACGCCAUGGUGUAUGGACAGGAUGGAACUCCGACGAAUGAGCUGUUGGAUGAGAACACGUUGAUCACGUCAUACACGCACUUGUAUCGCCGGUACAUGGCUCAAGUCGUGAACAGUUUCCUCCGGGCAGACUUCUCUACCCUAUCCAACAACGCGACCGAGACCGUGGCUAAUCCUCUGCAGGCCGUCUAUAUCAAUCCUCGUCAUUUUCGUCUUGUUCAAUCGCCGCUGUCCACUCAUUUGCUGGUGGGUGUUGUCGGAGCGUUAUUGAUCUGUGCGCUCGUAGUCUUCAUUACUGUUGAUAUGCGCAAUGUCUUGCCUAAACCUGUUGGGAGCAUCGCUGCUGUGGCAAGCCUGCUCGCGGGUUCCCGUAUUGUGGACCCGAAAUCUGGUUUGGCGCCCCCCGGUUCUGAGUACUGGUCGGAUGACGAAUGGGAGAAGAGGGGUAUCUGGCAGAGCGAGAUGUUCAGAAUGGGUUGGUGGGAUAAAUUCCAGCAACCGGUCGAUUCGUGGAGAGGGAAAAGGACGAACAGGACAACCAUGCGACCGCAUGACGAUCAAAUCAAUGAGUCCAGCGACGCUGGUAGUCUGGAACUUCCCGCAUCCUUCAGAAUUGAUGCUCGCCCGAAAAUUGGAUGA